AUGUGGACUACUCGAUUCGUUCUUUUCCUUUCUCUUGCUGUGCAAUAUGCACAGGGCUACAACUUCGAGUCGUCGGGAUUGAGCACGCGACAGUCAGCUGUGCCGGAUUUGUCGAAAUGUUCGGCGUCAUGUCUGGCCGAAGCCAUGCCAGUAUCAGGCUGCAACGCUACCGAUGCAGCAUGUCUAUGUACCAGCAUGCCAUUCGCAAAAGCCACCACUGCUUGCUUGACGGCCAACUGCACAGUCAUUGAGCAGCUCGAGACCAGGCGAUACUCUGCAGUGACCUGCAAUGAGCCAGUUCGAAACCAAGGCGAUCUGACCAAGUCACUCAUCUGGGUAUUCUUCUCAGUCGCCGGGUUCGGUAUCCUUGCGCGUGGUCUCUCUCGAAUGAAAUCACUCAGUGGGACUGGAUAUGGCUGGGACGACCUCGUGAUCCUCAUCAGCUUUCUCAUCCUGAUUCCAUCCGACGCUAUCUUGCACCACAUGGUCGACCUAGGAUUGGGACAAGACAUCUGGAUGGUCGCUAAGAACCCGGACGACAUCAGCAUGAUCCUCUACUGGUUCUACAUCUCCGAGUUCACCUACGUGGCACUCCAAUCCAGCACCAAGAUCGCGAUCCUGCUGCUCUAUCUACGCAUGUGGCCUUACACUGGAGCUUCCGAUGAGCCUAGAUGGUUCCGCACAUCGUGCAAGGUCCUCAUCGUGAUUCUGAUGGCUUACGCCGCGCUUCUCAUCGUGGUUCUUGGUCUUCAGUGCCAGCCUAUUUCCUUUAGCUGGCUCAAGUGGGACGGCAUGCACGCGGGCUACUGCAUCGACGUCAACGUUCUCAUCUUCGCCACCUCCGGUUGCAACAUUUUCUUCGACAUCACAGUCAUCCUCCUACCAGUCCCACGUCUCCUGUCACUCUCGAUCGCCACCCGCAAGAAGAUGGCAGUGGUCACAACCUUCCUCAUCGGUCUCUUCGUCACCUUCUGCAGCAUUAUCCGGCUCCGCUCUCUCGCAGUCUGGGGUAGCGCGCCAAAUGUCACAUACCUUUACAACCCCAUCGCAAUCUGGUCCAACCUUGAGAUCAACCUUGGAGUGCUCUGCGCUUGCUUCCCAGCCAUUACUGGACUUAUGCAGAGACUGUACACUAUCAUGACAGGCCACAAAUUCACGACUGGCCAUCGAUCUGCUAUGGAGCGCAGCCACGUGGACCCCAGAGAAAACGUCCACGACCGCCACUACGAGCUGGAAUCGAAGUCUCCGAUCACGACCGGUCACUCUUCCGCUGACAGUAACAAUGCAUCAUAUCACCCAGUCCACGAACAACAAACGCAAGCCGCAACACGCUGGUCCCCUGACGGAACUGUCAAAUACUACGGUGCCGAGGCGCCUAUGCAACAACAGGCAUCUGUCGUCGAUGUCUCGCGGAAUGGUUCGAUCGCAGAUGUCUCGAGGAAUAUAUCUAUCGCAGAGGUCAACAGAAAUACCGCAAGGACUGGAGCUAGUGGCCACAGGCCGCAGAGCAAGCCUCUCCCAAACAUCCAUGUGGACGAUCACGAUGAGAUUGAUGACGAGAGGCCUUCGCCAGUGCUGCCAACGACGUUCCCAAAAAGUGAGCAUGAUAGUGCACAGCAGAUGAUUGAUGCAGGGUACUCUGCCUUUUCGACGCUGAAGGGUUCGAGGUAG
Fulvia fulva is the source of this 1671-nucleotide messenger RNA. RefSeq lists its product as uncharacterized. Lineage: Eukaryota; Fungi; Ascomycota; Dothideomycetes; Mycosphaerellales; Mycosphaerellaceae. The coding region runs from base 1 to 1671 and encodes 556 amino acids. The record is from RefSeq and is a predicted model, not a curated record. The transcript is spliced from 2 exons.